CGCGCAGACGCGCUCCGCUUGACACCGCUGACGGUGGCCGGUUAAGCCCGAGCGGUGGUGGAUGGACGUGCGCCGGCUCGGAGGCCGCAUCGCGGCGGCGCUGAGGGCGCUCGCCGCGGGGGGCUCGCUGCCCAUCCCGGCGUGGAUCACCAACGGCCUGGCGAUGAUCUCGCUCGUGCUCUCCUCCUGCGACCUGCUCCGCCUCUGCAGCGACAGAGACCGACGUCUCCGGUUCCCGCUCGGUGGCCGCGAGUUCGUUACCGUGGUCUGCCAGCUGGCCUCCAUCGUGUACCUCUUCAGCCCUUGCGGUACUGGUAUCCCAUCUGCGAACCCCGAGACCCCCGCCUGCCGCGACCAGGGCGGCUCCGCCGACCAAACGCGCGCCGCCGCCGCCGACGCGCCGGAGGCAUUGCAUGGCGGGGCGGAGGGCGAGGACGAGGAGAUCGUCGCCGCUGUGGUGUCCGGGGCGCUGCCGUCGCACCACCUCGAGUCGCGCCUCGGAGACUGCCGCCGCGCUGCCAGGCUGCGGCGGGAGGCGCUACGGCGGAUGACGGGGCGGGGCGUUGAGGGGCUCCCGCUCGACGGGAUGGACUACCAGGCCAUCCUGGGACAAUGCUGCGAGAUGCCCGUUGGGUACGUGCAGAUGCCGGUCGGGGUCGCCGGGCCGCUGCUCCUGGAUGGGAAACAGUACCAUGUUCCCAUGGCUACCACCGAGGGAUGUCUCGUGGCCAGCGUCAACCGCGGCUGCAGAGCCAUCGCUGCGUCUGGGGGCGCCUUCAGCGUGCUGCUCCGGGAUGCAAUGUCUCGUGCGCCUGUCGUCAAGUUGCCAUCGAUCAAGAGGGCUGCGGAGCUCAAGGCGUUCGUCGAGACACACACCAAUUUCGAGACUCUGGCUGCUGUCUUCAAUAGAUCCAGCAGAUUUGGGAAGCUUCAAGGCAUUCAUUGUGCACUAGCAGGACGGAACCUUUACAUGAGGUUCACUUGUAGUACUGGAGAUGCUAUGGGAAUGAAUAUGGUGUCAAAAGGUGUUGAGGAUGUCUUGGGCUACUUGCAGAAUGAUUUCCCCGACAUGGAUCUCAUCAGCCUAUCUGGUAACUAUUGUUCAGACAAGAAGGCUGCAGCCGUAAACUGGAUAGAAGGUCGUGGGAAAUCUGUUGUUUGUGAGGCCAGAGUCAAAGGGGGAGUUGUGCAGAGCGUUCUUAAGACCACCGUGCAAAAACUCGUCGAGCUUAACAUCGUAAAGAAUCUCGCUGGAUCAGCUGUGGCCGGAGCUCUUGGAGGUUUCAAUGCCCAUGCAAGCAAUAUCGUUACCGCCCUGUUCAUUGCUACGGGGCAGGAUCCUGCCCAGAACGUUGAAAGCUCACAGUGCAUCACCAUGAUGGAGGCAGUGAAUGACGGAGGCGAUCUUCACAUCUCUGUGACCAUGCCUUCCAUUGAGGUAGGCACUGUCGGGGGUGGCACCUGUCUUGCUUCACAGGCCGCAUGCCUGAACCUGCUUGGCGUCAGGGGUCCGAACCGUGACUCGCCUGGGGCAAAUGCUAGGAUUCUUGCAACCAUUGUCGCCGGCAGCGUGCUCGCAGGCGAGCUCUCUCUCCUGGCAGCCCUUGCCGCUGGCCAACUCGUGAAGAGCCACAUGAAGUACAACCGAUCGAGCAAAGACGUGCCAGGUGCUUCUGCUUCUUGAGUAUAUAUAUAUAUAUAUAUAUAUAUAUAUAUAUAUAUAUAUAUAUAUAUAUAUAUAUAUAUACAGCAGCUCGUCGGGCACUCCAAGGCUCCAAGCGACAUGUUUGGGCAGCAGUGGCCCAGGCGAGACCGACGCCAAACAAACGAGACAAGCAGAGACCGACUGUACAGAGUGUGCUAAGGCGAGCAGGGCCCUGCUUGACUGUUUUGUUCUGUGGACGUUAUGCUAGCGACGUACAGCGCCUAACAGAUCAUGCAACUUCUGACUGUAGUAACCUCCUCUUUGUUCUUAUGUGAGCCUUCGUAUAUUUAAUGUUCGCUUAUAACCGUCCGUUCGAACUCAAUCAUCUCUUUGCUUUGGAUAGCAGAAGAUCAGAUU
This is a messenger RNA of Zea mays, 2062 nucleotides long. RefSeq lists its product as uncharacterized. The record is from RefSeq and is marked validated. Lineage: Eukaryota; Viridiplantae; Streptophyta; Magnoliopsida; Poales; Poaceae. Gene Ontology annotation, cellular component: peroxisomal membrane; endoplasmic reticulum membrane. Gene Ontology annotation, molecular function: protein binding; hydroxymethylglutaryl-CoA reductase (NADPH) activity. Gene Ontology annotation, biological process: coenzyme A metabolic process; sterol biosynthetic process; isoprenoid biosynthetic process.